AUGGCUAAAAAUUCUAGAAAUAAUGAAUCUAUUUCACAUAAAUAUACUUCAUUUGGACUAAAAAAGUCCAAAGACGAAGAUAAUUAUACAGAAGACGACCUGAUGAACGCACCACUAUUAUCGGAUAACUCUGGUAUUGAAGGAAUUUCAGUGAUUGAUGAAGCAUCCAACGAUGAGGAUUUUGACAAACUCUUAGGAAUGAGAAUGCCACAUGAAGGUGGAUCUGUGUUCUCUAGUUUUUUAAAUAUGGCAAAUAGUAUUAUUGGCGCUGGUCUUCCGUAUUCUUUCCUAGAAGCUGGGAUAUUUACAGGGAUGAUAUUAUUGGUUGUUCUUACUAUAGUAGUAGAUUGGACAAUUAGACUUUUAGUACUUAAUUCAAAACUAUCUGGAAGAAGUUCUUAUCAAGAUAUAAUGCACUUUUGUUUUGGAAAAAGUGGGCUGAUAGCCAUAUCAUUAUUCCAAUUUGUAUUCGCAUUUGGAGACAUUUCCAAAUUGGCAAAAGCAAGUGGUUUGGCCUUGAUUUCUAUGGUUAUUAUUGUAGUUGCUGUUUCUAUAGAGGGUCCUUUAGUAGACCCGUCUCUAAGAGGCAUGGAGGAAGGAAAAUGGGAUUUUAUACGUCCGGGAGUUUUUCAGCCCACUAUGAAUCGGUUUGCUGCAGUUACUCAUUUAUCAACUUUCAUAUCCAUGGCAGCAUGCAUGUUAAUGGCAUUAACCGGAUAUUUAGUAUUCACUAAUAAAACACAAGGUAACAUUCUGAACAACUUUCCAGGAAAUGAUGUUAUUAUAAACAUAGCUCGCUUUUGUUUUGGAUUCAAUAUGUUUACUACAUUACCUUUAGAAUUGUUUGUGUGCAGAGAGGUGAUCAAUAACUAUUAUUUUGCUGAUGAACAAUUUACUUGGAUACGACAUGUAACUAUAACCACUAUUCUUGUUGGAAGUGCUAUGGCCAUUUCUCUCUUGACAGACUCUCUUGGUAUAGUACUUGAGCUUACGGGUGGAUUUUCUGCAACAGCAUUAGCUUAUAUUCUACCUCCAGCUUGCUAUUUAAAAUUAUCUUCAGGCGAAUUAUUGACAUUAAAUAAAUUGCCUGCAAUAUUGUGUGUGAUUUUUGGUGUUUUGGUGAUGGUGUUGAGCACUACAUUGAGCAUUACACAAGUUAUAAGUGGAUGGACGAAAUAA
Cetraspora pellucida is the source of this 1179-nucleotide messenger RNA. NCBI's taxonomy places the organism in Eukaryota, Fungi, Glomeromycota, Glomeromycetes, Diversisporales, Gigasporaceae. The record is from the annotation of a GenBank genome assembly.